This is a messenger RNA of Spea bombifrons (plains spadefoot toad), 1364 nucleotides long. RefSeq names its product galanin receptor 1 (gene GALR1). Gene Ontology annotation, cellular component: membrane. Gene Ontology annotation, biological process: positive regulation of cytosolic calcium ion concentration; G protein-coupled receptor signaling pathway; negative regulation of adenylate cyclase activity. NCBI's taxonomy places the organism in Eukaryota, Metazoa, Chordata, Amphibia, Anura, Pelobatidae. Gene Ontology annotation, molecular function: galanin receptor activity. The transcript has 4 exons. The record is from RefSeq and is a predicted model, not a curated record. Bases 1 to 1170 code for a protein of 389 amino acids.
AUGAAAAAGAAGAGACAAAAGAGAAGAGACAAAAGAUGGAGUGGAGACACAAGAGACACAGAAGCAGAGCUGCAUGAAAUGGAAGUGGCAGUGAAGACAAAAACUCACAUCUUGGAUCAAGUGAUGGAUUUCGGUAACAUGAGUGAAGGGCUUGCGCUAGAACUGAACGGGUCCUUGGAACAGCCCUCUGUGAAACCCCUUCUGGGCAUUGGCUUAGACAAUAUUAUCGUCUUGGUGGUAUUCGGUAUCAUCUUCGCCCUGGGGGUCCUGGGAAACUCAUUGGUCAUCACUGUACUGGCUAGAAACAAGCCGGGGAAGCCCCGCAGCACCACCAACAUAUUCAUCCUAAACCUGAGCAUCGCUGACCUGGCUUACCUCCUGUUCUGCAUCCCUUUCCAGUCCACCGUCUAUGUGCUGCCAACUUGGGUUCUUGGUGCCUUCAUAUGCAAGUUCAUUCAUUACUUCUUCACAUUGUCCAUGCUGGUGAGCAUCUUCACCCUAUCUGCCAUGUCUGUAGAUCGUUAUGUGGCCAUAGUGCAUUCCAGGAGGUCAUCCUCUAUCCGUGUGCCCAGGAAUGCAAUGUUAGGAGUUAUCCUCAUCUGGAUCCUCUCUAUUGCCAUGGCAUCUCCUGUAGCCUACAAUCAAGCACUGAUUCACAGGGGCAGCAACCAGACCUUCUGUUGGGAAUACUGGCCGGAUCUGAAGCACAAGAGGAUUUACGUGGUGUGCUCCUUUGUAUUUGGAUACCUGUUUCCCCUGCUUCUCAUAUCCUUCUGUUAUGCCAAGGUUCUUAACCACCUGCAUAAAAAGUUAAGGAACAUGUCAAAGAAAUCAGAAGCUUCAAAGAAAAAGACCGCCCAGACUGUUCUGGUAGUUGUGGUGGUGUUUGGAAUAUCAUGGCUUCCACAUCAUGUGAUCAGUCUGUGGGUGGAGUUCGGAAUCUUCCCUCUCACGCAAGCUACGUUUGUCUUCAGAAUCACCGCACAUUGCCUGGCGUACAGCAACUCCUCGGUGAAUCCUAUCAUCUACGCUUUCCUUUCUGAAAACUUUCGAAAGGCGUACAAGCAAGUAUUUAAGUGUCAGAUUGGCUGUGACUCGAUGCAGAGUGGCGUUAAAGAAAUUAAGAGUAAAAUGGAAACUCCACCGUCUACGAACUGCACUCAUGUGUAAACAAGCAAAAAUGAUCGCUAUAACAAGAUGGCUUACUUCAGUCGCAAGAUUAAAAAAGCACAAUGUUACUUGGCUCAAAUUGCAGAUUUUCUGUCUAGUGUAAUUGUAGCUAUUGUCUGCUUCAGUUAGCUUUUAACAUCUGAGCUGCUGCUACUGUAUGCAAGUUUAAAAAAAUACAGAUUGUAAAAAAAUGC